CCGCCUGCCCGGGGGGCUCUGGUGCUGCCCCCAGCCAUGAGCCCUUCUGUUUUCCCCUGGUAAAGAUGGCGGUGGGCGAUCGCUGCAACCUUUAGACUCAUGACUGUCAGAAACAUCGCCUCCAUCUGUAAUAUGGUUCUUCAAGAGCAGUUACUUGCAGUCGCCAGCUUCCCUCCAUGUGGUGCCCCAGCAUACCCUUUGCUGGUGAUGUCACACCUACCAUUCAUCAGCACUGGAGAAUGGAGCCUACCUAUAGGGGCACCAAUGCCUCUGCUCUGGAAAAAGACAUUGGCCCAGAGCAGUUCCCAAUCAAUGAACAUUACUUUGGAUUGGUCAAUUUUGGGAACACCUGCUACUGUAACUCCGUGCUGCAGGCAUUGUAUUUUUGCCGGCCAUUUCGGGAGAAUGUGCUGGCAUACAAAGCCCAACAGAAAAAGAAGGAAAAUCUCUUGACUUGCCUGGCAGACCUUUUCCACAGUAUUGCCACUCAGAAGAAGAAAGUUGGAGUGAUUCCACCAAAAAAGUUCAUUUCAAGGUUACGAAAGGAGAAUGAUCUCUUUGACAACUACAUGCAGCAAGAUGCACACGAAUUUUUAAAUUACUUGCUAAACACCAUUGCAGACAUCCUACAGGAGGAGAAGAAGCAGGAAAAGCAAAAUGGAAAAUUAAAAAAUGGCAACAUGAAUGAAACUGAAGAGAACAAUAAACAAGAACUCACCUGGGUGCAUGAGAUUUUUCAGGGAACACUGACUAACGAAACUAGAUGUUUGAACUGUGAAACCGUUAGUAGCAAAGAUGAAGAUUUUCUUGACCUUUCUGUUGAUGUGGAGCAAAACACAUCAAUUACUCACUGUCUAAGGGAUUUCAGCAACACAGAAACAUUAUGUAGUGAACAGAAAUACUACUGUGAAACUUGCUGCAGUAAACAAGAGGCCCAGAAAAGGAUGAGAGUAAAAAAGCUGCCAAUGAUCCUUGCAUUGCACCUCAAGAGGUUCAAAUACAUGGAACAGCUACACAGAUAUACUAAGCUGUCUUACCGUGUGGUAUUUCCUCUGGAGCUGCGUCUCUUCAACACAUCUGGAGAUGCUAUCAACUUGGAUCGCAUGUAUGACUUGGUGGCUGUUGUUGUUCACUGUGGCAGUGGACCUAAUCGUGGGCAUUAUAUUACCAUUGUAAAAAGUCAUGGAUUUUGGCUUUUGUUUGAUGAUGACAUUGUAGAGAAAAUAGAUGCUCAAGCUAUUGAAGAAUUCUAUGGUCUGACCUCUGAUAUAUCAAAAAAUUCAGAAUCUGGUUAUAUUUUAUUCUAUCAGUCACGAGAAUGACUUGGAGAACUGUGAAAAUGCUGCAAGUGGAGAAACUGAUCAGCACUGUUAACUGACCACAUCUUAAUAGACUACAUCUUGUAUGGUUGAACAAUUACCUACCAUGUCUCCUACUAAAUAGUUGAUGUGUUUUUGACUAUAACCAUUCAAUUUGACAUGCAGCGCUUUGGGUUUCUUUAGUCUGACUCAAGAGUUAAUUGCAGUCAGAUCUUAGUAGAAUUUAUAUGGACUAAUAUUUACAGAUAACAGGAUUUGAGGUCAUCUGUUAAAUACAACUGAGCUGGAAUCACUUUUUCUAUGGAUGUGUGCAUUAUAUGUAGGGCAAAUUGUUUAAACUUUCUAAAUGGCUUUGAAGUGUCAAAUUAAAAAGCAUUCCUUUGAACACAUACUAAAAUGUAGUUACCAGUGUUCAGUGUAGUAGGGAUUUUGUCACAUUACCUUCCACUGCUAGAAAGAUAUUCUUCCCAAAUCCUUUAAUCUUGGGUUAUUAAAACUUUAAAUGGGUAACCUCAAGACUAAAAUCCAUAUAAAGAGAUUUAAAUCACAGUGGAACAAAAUAAUACUAUGCACCUGGUCUUCUUUUUUUCAUGAAAUAGUACAGAUGAGGUGAUUGACAGUUUUUGAUUCCAAGGCCUAGAAAGGUGCUGAGUGUUUUGUGGGGAAAAGUGAGAGAGAAGUUCUUCUGUAUAUGACACAGCUGAGGUACUUGUAUAAAGAAUGAUCUUAUCUUUCUGCUAAAAGGAACAAUAUGAUGCUUUGUUUGCAUAGCUGAAUUUGCAGAUCUUCCAAUAUUGUUUGCACAAAACAUGUCUCAUAAAUCAGGGCUACAAUUACACAACCUAGUUAAGUGAUGCUGCUGGCAUGGUCUAUAACAUUGAUCCCAUAGCAUGCUGAGUACCAACAGCUUCAAUUGGCAUCGGUGGGAUCUGUAGAUGCUUGACACCUGCUAGGAUGGGGACCAUGCUUUUACAAUUUAGAGCACCUUUAAAAUAAUAUAAUUAAUAAUUCAUACUUGUAGUGAUAGGUUAACUACAUGCAGCAUCAGGAGUAGGUGGGUGGGUCAUGCUUCUCACUGGUGUUCCUGAGAGUGCUGAGGAAACAAUGGAGACUUACCCUAAGGGUCAAAUUCUGUUCCCAGUGAAGUCAAUGAUAAAGCUCCCAUUAUCUUUAGAAGAAGGAUUUGGCCCUAUAGGAGAGUUCAGUACCCGUGGAAACUGUCAUCAUUUCACAGUAUUUACUUUGACUUAUUUUCACUUUGUAUGUAUGUAUGUAAAUAUGUAUGUAGUAGAAAUUCUUGUUCCUAGUAGUCUCUUUUGAGAUGGCCGACUGCAAUUUUAUGGCUGAAUCUCUUCUUUUUUUUUUUUUUAGAUAUAUUGUUUAAAAUACUGUUGAAUCUUGAAUCUCCAUUUCUCUUAUGAGAGUGAAAAACCUUCCUGGCAUUACACGACUACUGUGAAUGUGAAAUUAUUUUUUAUUACUUUAUAGUGAACAUGCAAUAUUAGCCUUUGAUAUAACAUGGUUUGAAGCUUAUUUGGAACGAUCACUGGCCAUUUUGUAACAUAAGGAAACAGCACUUUACAGUGGAGGGGAAAAAAACAAACGUGGAUUUUUCAUCUGUAAACGUGUAAACUAUUUCUCAUGCUGUUAGAGAGAGCAGACCCACAAUGCAGCCUUAUGGCCUUUAUUUAUAUGGUAAUCCCAGUGUUCUAAUAGGAGCUCUCAUACAAGUAAAGAUUGGGAAAUUAGGUUAAAAAAGUUAUAGACACUUCUUUCUUUUAUUCACAAAGGGUGUAUCUACAUAAGACGUUUAUUAUGCAGUUGCCUAAUUAGCUCCACAGUAAAAUGUCAGCAGCUACAAGUGCAUUGCUAUUAGGGCAGAGUAAACUAGUUAACUCUGCCAUAGGAUAGUACUGCCUGAUACAAGUAUUAUCCUAUAAUGGAGUUAUUUUCUCCUCUACAAUGCAUGUAUAGACACUGACAGGGCUGGCUGAGACAUGAGGGUGCUUCAGCAUUGGGCCUGCCUGUCAGUUAGCCCCACAGUGAAGCACCCUUCUACUCCAGCCAGCCCCUCCACAACAGGUUGAGUUGGGCCAGAGCAGCCCCAGGCUGGCAGGCUGACCCCUGGGACCCCCGGCCAGCUGGGGCUCAGCUACUCCAGCACAGCGUAAGCAAUAUUAUAAACAAUAUAUUUAAACACUCCACCUGUGCAAAUGGCGCGUCCAGGAGCAAUUAAUUCUGAUGUGAACUGUGCUGGAGUUUAUUCAGGCGCACUAAUUGCAUGUAUAGAUGUGCCCAGUGAGAUACAAAUGUCUAUCUUUCAACAAAGAAGACAAAUACUAGUUUUGGGUUGGCCUAAUAAAGGUUGUUAGUUGUCUUUGAAGUCAAUGAGAUCCUUCUCCAUUGAUGUCCGUGGAGUUGCAUUAGUCGCUGAAGCGAGUAAAACUGUCUUCCGUAAUGGAAUUUUAAUGAACAUUCAUAUCUUCCUGUAUAAUUAAUAUAUCUACAACUUGCCUGGUGAUUGAGACUAUACUCUAGUUGUGAAUAAAUGCACUUUCUAAAUCAAAGUUAACUAGUAAGACACAUGUCCUGUACUUUGCAAUUUUCUCACAAACGCGUUCUAGCAGCUUUGUUAAACUUUAAAAUAUACCACCACCACCAAUGUAUAACUUGAAUAUUUAGGGUUCAUGUAUGUAUGAAAAACAGUUUUGCAUUUAGAGAUGAUUUAAAGUGGAGCUAAAUUUUGGGAAAUGCUUUAGAUAUUUGGAUUUACUUUACUGAAAAAUAUUUUUAUUUAGUUAAAUUCUGAAUACUGAAGCAAUAUUUACGAAAUAAAAUCUAGGAUUCUACAUCUACUAAUUUUUUAAUUUCUCUGGAUACAAGACGAGACUAACGGUGGAUAAUAAAUAUAGAUAGUUACAGUAUGCUAGUUGACAGUAACAUUAUUAUGAUAGGAUUUUUCACAUUUUAUGAAAAAUGAAUAAAACAAAGUGUCUAUCAACAUUUUUGUGAUACAUUAGUAGAGACCCAAACGAUUUUUAUGAACAUGCUGCAGGGAUGUUAAAUCAGAAAGUUUAUGUUAGCUCAAGAAAAGAUUUAAAACUUUGAUACAAGUCCAAAAAUCAAUAGCCUGACAUCAGCCUUGUAAAGACUGUAAAGUACAGGAUGCUGAUACUAAUUUUGUUUUAGCACCAGUUAAAACAGGGAAUCCUUGCUUUGACUGGUGAUUAUAAAAUCAUAACUUCAUUUUUUUUUUAUUAUCCUCGGUUCAAAACUAGUCCUACAAGACGCCAAAACACCUUGAUCCUGGCUUGCUUAACCAUGCGCUAUUUUAGGCAGAUGUCAGUGGAAACAUUGCUUGGUUUAAGUCAAGCACAUUCUUAAGUGUUUUGCUGGAUGGAGGCCAAGAUACUCAGCUGCUAAUAAAUGCAUAAUGCCUUUUCCACAUGUUUUUAUAUACAUAAUUCCAACCCAUCAGGAAAGACUUGAAAAAAUCUGGGACAAUCAAAGCUUUUCUAGCCAACAACUGAGGGGUGUGGGGAUAAAAGAGAAAUUGUAGCACAGAUGUUCAACAACAUUUUGUGCUCCUAUGCAGUGUCAGUUCUUAGUGUAUUGAGCUUUGCCUAGAUUAAGUCAAAAGAUAACUGAAGUUCAUUAUUUGUGUCACAUGCCAUUGCAUGAGAUCCAUUUUCUGUGUAACACUUUUCUUGUUAGUUGUAUAUUAAUAUGUGUUAUUGCAAUGUUCUUAUUUAUAGGAAAGAACAUUUUUGGUUCUAUUCCACUAAGCCUAAGGAAGCUUUUUAGUACACUCUGUAAUCAGUUAUCAUAGAGGGUAAGCUCAAAACUGAACUUUUGUGUGUCAUAGAAUAAGCUGUCAGUAUUUUGGAUAUUUUUUUAUUUCUGGAGAAUAGUAGUUGGCAAUAGAAGAAGGGCUUAGAGAAGAAGUAGGUUAAUGAAAGCAGGAUAUUUAGCUGAAAAUAAAACACCCACAACCAUCCCAGCCACCCAUGCCAUUUCAAUGGAUUUCAAGUGUAUUUCAAUAAAAUAACAUUUUCAAGUCUGAUUCCUUUAGCAGCUGCAGCAAGAAAAAGCAACAAGUGUCUCUUAUGCACUGAAUUCAGUGAAGACAGUAACAUGUGUACACAGUGCUGGAGCAUGUUUGGGAGCACUGCUCUGAAAAUGCCCCACCAACUUGCUCUUGUUCUGUAUGUACCACAUGUUGAAAAAAAUUGCAUAGCUGCUACUAGAAUAGAGCACGCCUAAAAUUCAGAGUGGCUCUAGGUUAACCCUAAGCAUGUGUCAGAAAGCAGCUACAUGCUAGUUUUUAGCUGUAUGUAUGCACGGAGUAGAACUGAGUGGGUGGGGCAUGUUUUCAUGGCAGUAUUCCCUAGCAUCUUCUUACCUGGUGCAGGCAUACCUGAACUAAGACGUAACUGGAAUUUCUGUUAUAUAUUAUAAUAGGUUCUAGCAUUUGACUACAUGUGGCUUUUGUCCUCAGAGAUUGCAUUGCAUUGCAUUGCAUUGCAUUCUCAUUUGUAUUCAUGUUACAGUAUUGUGUGCUUGGGGCCUGAUCCUGAGAGCUGCUGAAAACUUGCACCUCCCAAUUAUUCAGCACUUCUCAGCAACAGGCUCUUAAUGCCUGGUGUCUUGUUUGCUGUUUUGUGGCCAAGGAGUUUGGGCACUAUCUUUUAUAAUUUGUGUUUAGAAGUUUUAAGAAAUUUUGUCUUUAUACCUGCUAUAUUCUAGUAUCUUUUGUCAGUGUUAUUUUUUAAUUUAUUUGCUUUUUUAUUUCUCUGUAACCAUGCUCUUUACUGUAUUUCUAUAAUAAUUUGUGUAGCUAAUAUUAUUUAGCCUUAUGUUUUAAUUGAUAUGUACUUUGAUUUUUAAUGUAAUCAACCCAAGCACUUUAAGCAAUAAUGUCAAUCUUGUGAAAUUUCAAUCAAACACUUUGCCUUUGCCUCUAAAAUAAAGUUUGUAAAAAAAAUUCUCUAUCUAGAGAAUUGUCUGUGAAAUAUAGCACACAGUAACAUUUGAGUUGUAUGUCUGUGAUUCUCCUAGUGAGUCAAAAGAUGGUUUCAAGUCUAGAAUCAAAAUGUGAAUAAUACACAGUAUGAAUUUAUGUAUAAAAUAAGUAUUGAUUAUGCUUAAUACACACGCAUUAGAAGUAUUACUCACAUUUAGCUUUUAAACUUAAAGUCAGUCUUUAGACUGAUCAUAUGUUCGGUGGUAGAAUCAAUCAAAUUAUAUUUCCCCCACACAUCUGCCAAUCCAUAAGGGACUGAAUAUUCCAAACAGCUACAAAUAGCCACCAUUUAAAAAAUCAACUCCACAGAAAUGUUUACUUAUUUUUCCCAUAUACAUUAAUACCUUUCCUCCCAAGUUACACUUGCCACUCUUCUCCCCCUACCUACCUAAAAAUUACUUGAUCAUGUGUAUAAUGGCUCCGGGUUGCCAUUGUAUCUGAGCACCCGGCAGUUUUUAAUGUUUUAAGCUAAGGAGCUACAGCUGUCAUUGUCCCUUGUACUUGGCAGUGGUUCUGUCCUCUGCACAUUCCUCCCCAAGCGGUCUGUACACACAGAGACAAGAGAUAACUGGGUAAGAGAAGUCUUGUGGUAAAAGAUUGUCAAAGACACGAGAUUUUUUUUAGGUCAGUGUCCAUGCUAUCUUUGGAUUAGUAUAACACGCCCUACAUACCAUGCCAAUAAAGCUCUUUCUUCUUGUCUGAGCAUAUGUCCAUUGUUUAUAAUAUUGCUUAGAACAAUCUUAGUACCAUUUUGGAUAAUGUCCUUUGUUUUUGGGCAGUGAAAAGACCAUAAUGUCUCUCAUUUAUAACAGCUUCAACUACAUACUGGUAUUUUUCUUCAUGAUUUAACAUAGCACCUAACUUCUAAAUGUUGCUGAAGAAGCUCUGACAGAUAGCCUUUUAAAUUUUCUUCCAGUUAACACACAGUACUUCAAAGAAAUAAUUUGAGUUAUUUCUGGAUACAGGAACCUAUUAGAUUAACAUACCACCUUUGCAUACAAGGUCAGGAUACUUGUCAGAAGGCAUUCACCUUCCUGGUGUGGCCAUCUGGGCUAAUCCUAAGUGUUUUUUACACAUUAAUGAUUCUUUUCCCCCAGGAGGUUUGCUUACUGGAUUUGUCUGAGCAAUUAGAUCUGAGACCAAACAUAUUUCCCUUUAUUCACAGUCUUAGAGUUACUAUCAUUCUUUGGGAUUUUUGGUUGUAGCUGUGUUGGUCUAAGGACAUAGGCUGACAAGGUUCUUUGGGUAAAUGUGAUAUCUUUUAUUAGACCAACUAAAUAGUUGGAAAAAUUGUUCUUUGCAAGUUUUCGGGCACAAGCACCCUUCUUCAGGCACAGGGUGAGUCUGUUGGUGUCUGUGCGCUCUCCUGAGUAGAACAGAAACCAAAUUGCAAUAUGCAGGUCUGUGAAAAUGCAAUUACGUGGCAGUGAUGAUCUGAGGGUUCCACUAUAACCAGCCUGCCAUCCGAUAAUCCCAAGUAACCUGUCUGCAUUUUACUAGCUAUAUUCUGUCACCAGUUCUACAGUCCUCCUUCCCUCCCCCGCAACCUGUCUCACACCUAUUGUCUCCCAAUCCCUCAGAUCCUCACUGUCACACAUUUGCAUGUUCACAGACCUGCAUUUUGCAAUUUGGCUUCUAUUUUACCUUGCGGCAAAACUCACCAACCGGGAAGCAGCCGCACUGCUCCCAGAAGCGGCCACAGUGCUUCUGGAAGUGGCCGCAGCGCUACAUCCAGCGCUCCCACUCACUGGCCAAUGCUCUCAGGGUGGGCACUGGCGCUCCUGCCUGCCCCCCCUGCCCAUCACCUAAGUGGGGAGUGCGGCUGGUCAGGGGGUGUGCCAGCUCUGUCAGGGAGUGCACGUGCACCCCUGUGCACCCCCUACACAUGGCCACUGCCCCCUGGGCUAUAGAGCUAUGUAAAAUCAGGGUCUGCAGCCACAGCUUGAGCCAACCAGCUGGUGAGCUCAGAGCUCAAGGACCUGCCCCUGUGGAUAUCUGGAUAUAAAGCAGCUUUAUGAGCACUCGUGGUGCUCUGGAGAGGUGCCGGAGGACUGGAAGAGGGCCAACGUGGUUCCCAUCUUCAAAAAGGGGAGGAAGGAGGACCCGGGAAACUAUAGGC
Molecule: messenger RNA, 8461 nt
Organism: Alligator sinensis (Chinese alligator)
Lineage: Eukaryota; Metazoa; Chordata; Crocodylia; Alligatoridae
Gene: USP46
Product: ubiquitin specific peptidase 46
Exons: 10
Coding region: 177-1322 (381 amino acids)
Biological process (GO): protein deubiquitination
Cellular component (GO): cytosol; nucleus
Molecular function (GO): cysteine-type deubiquitinase activity; cysteine-type endopeptidase activity
Source: RefSeq, a predicted model, not a curated record